AUCGAAAUCCCGAAAUUGAAGAGAGCGUCAGAGCGUUUGAAGAGAAAUCCCGAAAUUGAAGAGAGUUUGUAGAGAAGCGGCGAUGUCGAAGAGGUUUGGUAAUCUGUUGAUCGGCAAGACCUACAGUCUCACAGUCCUCCGCCGUAGAAUUUAUCUGUUUCGCGAAGGGGAGAGGAGCAUGAUACUUCCGGUGAGCAUCCACUGCAACACUUGUGCCAAUCGCAUGCCCCAAGGCACCAAUUUGAACUAUGUAAGACGACGCUCCCUCUCCAAGACUUCUUUGGGAGCUCCAAUAGUUACAUUUUUCUUCAAUUGUACCAAGUGCCGGGCACUCAUCCGGAUGAAGGAAGACCCAGAGAAUUCAGGCUAUGUUGUUGAGGAUGGUGCUACUGAAGUUCUUGAACAUGAGAAAUCAGAACACCUUCGAAAGAUUCGUGAUGAAGAUGGUUUGGAUCCUGAAACAUCUGACUCUAAUUUGAAGAAAUCUGGGCAUCAUCGAAAGAUUCAUGAUGAAGCUGGCUUAGAUUAUGAAACAUCCGACUCUGAUUUGAAGAGACAAAAGCUUAUGAUUGGGCUUCCUAGCAACCCAACAGAGUCGUUCACUCUUUCGCUCAAGCACAGAGGUAUGCUAGCACUGAGGCAAAGAUGAACCAUUUGUUGCUGGAGGGAUGAAAAAAACCAAUUGUUCAAGUGAUGUAGUAGAACUAUUUUGUGGAACUAUGAUCAUUAUGAUUAGUUACCUACUGUAUUGUGUAUUAACUUCUCAUUCUCAGCUAGUCUUUCCCCAUGUGGAGAAUUUCGAUUGUGAAUUGCUCUCGAGAUGAUUUUUGAAUUUCCACUACCCAUUGAUAUUACGAUUGUAUGUACUUCCCUAGGCCCUAGUUGGAGAAAUAUUACUCUCUGUUCCAACCUUAAAUAUAAUAUUACUGAAAUUCUUGUUCUUGUCAUCA
Rosa chinensis is the source of this 950-nucleotide messenger RNA. Its product is annotated as splicing factor YJU2. Gene Ontology annotation, biological process: mRNA splicing, via spliceosome. Bases 83 to 649 code for a protein of 188 amino acids. Gene Ontology annotation, cellular component: U2-type catalytic step 1 spliceosome. Lineage: Eukaryota; Viridiplantae; Streptophyta; Magnoliopsida; Rosales; Rosaceae. The record is from RefSeq and is a predicted model, not a curated record. The transcript has 5 exons.